AUGCCUGAAUACAACGACGCCCUCGAGGCGCGCAUCCCCACCGACUCGCCAGACAAUGUGCGUCAGGUCCUGCUGCACGCCUGGUCGCGCGACCUGACGACGCUCAAGGAGCUUCUCAGCCAGCCCGGCGCUGCCAGCGAGCAGGACCCCAAGACGGGCGAGACGCCGCUGCAUGCCGUCGUUCGCGGCUGCGGCCCGUCUGAGCAGGCCGCCGAUGAUGCGGCAGCCGAGGGCGAAGAGGAAGAGGACGGCGUGGUGGCAGAGGCCCGCGCGUGCAUCCAGGAGCUCUUCUUCUCCGGCGCCAUCUGGAACGACGUCGACAACCACAACGAGACGCCCGGCUGCACCGCCUGGCGCCUGGGCCAGAAGCAGCUGUACCAGAUGUUUGUCGACGCCGGCGUGCGCGCCGAGCUGCUCUUUGGGCUGAUGGACGGCUACGAGCAGCUCUCGUCCGGCGAGGAGGAGGAGGAGGAGGAGGCUGACGCGGACAUGGAAGAAGCCGAGCAGCAGGCCCAAACCAAGGAGGAGGGCGCACCAACAAAAGAAAAAGAAGAAGCACUGCCAGCAGGAGAAGAGCCAGCGCAGUUUGUGCCCCCAGACGCCGGCGAAAAGACCGUCACCAGCGACGAGUACCUCCAGUCCACCGUCACCUACGACGGCGGCAAGCUGCUCGACGACGACCUCAACGGCGUCAUGAUGGCCUGGGAGACGGACAUUAUGCGGCGCUCCGUCGCCGCCCUGCUCCCGGACCCCACGCCCGGCAAGCGCAUCCUCAACAUUGGCUUCGGCAUGGGCAUCGUCGACGGCCUCUUCGCCGCGCGGUCCCCGGCCAAGCACCACAUCGUCGAGGCGCACCCGGGCGUCCUCGCGCACGUCGCCCGCGGCGGGACCCGGUUCGGCGCCGACUGGGAGCAGGGCGGGCCCGAGCCGGACGCGUUCAAAAUGUUCCACGGCAGGUGGCAGGACGUGGUGCAGACGCUGAUGGAGCGCGGCGAGCUGUACGACGCCAUCUACUUUGACACCUUUGGCGAGGACUACGCGGAGCUGCGGAGCUUCUUCACCGACUACGUCCCCGUGCUGCUCGACAUGGACGGCCGCUUCGGCUUCUUCAACGGGCUCGGCGCCGACCGCCGCGUCUGCUACGACGUCUACGCGCAGGUCGUGGAGCUGCACGCCUCCGAGGCCGGGCUGGACAUUGCGUGGGAGAGCAUCGACGUGGACAUGAGCCAGCUCGACGAGGACGGCAAGGGCGAGUGGGAGGGGGUCCGCAGACGAUACUGGACUCUGGAUACAUAUAAACUGCCCAUAUGCACAUUUAUGGGUUAG
This is a messenger RNA of Akanthomyces muscarius, 1326 nucleotides long. RefSeq lists its product as uncharacterized. NCBI's taxonomy places the organism in Eukaryota, Fungi, Ascomycota, Sordariomycetes, Hypocreales, Cordycipitaceae. The coding region runs from base 1 to 1326 and encodes 441 amino acids. Gene Ontology annotation, molecular function: protein arginine N5-methyltransferase activity. Gene Ontology annotation, biological process: peptidyl-arginine methylation. The record is from RefSeq and is a predicted model, not a curated record. Gene Ontology annotation, cellular component: cytoplasm; nucleus. The transcript has 2 exons.